Clunio marinus is the source of this 201-nucleotide messenger RNA. Lineage: Eukaryota; Metazoa; Arthropoda; Insecta; Diptera; Chironomidae. The record is from the annotation of a GenBank genome assembly.
AUGAAAUUUGUGUUCGUCGCCAUCACAGUGCAAUCAUCAAGAGAACAAAAAAAUUCUAUUCUUCUGUUUCGAUAUGUAGAUGAAAACUUCAGAAACUGCUGGAAUGGUACACUUUUUUUAUCAAAUAAAAUAAUAAAAAUUAUUCUCAUGAUUGACAAACUUAGCAUGAAAUUGGCAUUUGAAUCACUUGCUAAGUAUUGA